AUGAGCUGCGGCACCAAGUCUUCGACCAGCACCACCAGGAUGAGCAGCGGGGGUGGCGGUCGUGCCGGUGGUGGGGGCUGUAGUGGUGGAGGAGGUGGAGGGGGUAGCAGUGGUGGAGUACGUAGGUCUGGUGGGUACUCCUCGGUGUCCACUAGAAAAUACACCUCUUCUGGCGGAAGUGGAGGCUUUUCUGGGAGAAGCUUUGGAGGAGGAGUUUCCAGGAGCAGCUAUGGAGGGGGCUUCAGCAGUGGCAGCUGUGGCAGGAUUAGCCGCGGCAGCUACGGUGGGAGAAUGAGCGGAGGCAGCUACGGAGGAGGGAUGAGCUGUGGAAGCAUGGGGGGAGGAUACGGAUCAGGCGGGGGGGGCUUUGGGGGAAUGGGAGGUGGCUACGGAGCUGGCCUCGGCGGGGGUGGCUUUGGCAGUGGUGGCUAUGGUGGAGGUAGUUUUGGUGGCGUGGGGUUUGGUGAAGAUGCUGGCUUGCUCUCCACAAACGAAAAGUUGACCAUGCAGAACCUUAACGACCGCCUAGCUUCUUACCUGGAUAAAGUGCGGCGCUUGGAGGACGAAAACGGUCAACUUGAACAACUGAUCAGGGAGUGGUAUAAGAAUCAAGGUCCCACUUGCAGCAGGGACUACAGCCAAUACUACAGAACAAUUGAAGAUCUGCAAAACCAGCUCGUCAAUGCAACUGUGGACCUCAACAAGAUCCUCCUGGACAUUGACAACACCAGAAUGACUGUGGACGACUUCAGACUGAAGUACGAAACUGAAUAUACUCUCCACCAGAGCGUGGCAAGUGAUAUCAAUGGCCUACGUCCGCUUUUGGAUCAACUGACUCUGGCCAGGUCUGACCUGGAGACGCAGUUUGAAUCCCUGAAAGAGGAACUGGUCUAUCUUAGGAAGAACCACGAGGAGGAAAUCAGAGGACUGCAAACACAAUCAGGUGGUGAUGUCAAUGUGGAGGUCAAUGCUACUCCCGGCAUUAACUUGAUGGAAAAAUUAAAUGAAAUGCGUUGCGAAUACGAACGGCUUAUUGAGAACAACCGGAGAGAGGUGGAAAGCUGGUAUGAAACCAAGAUGGAGGAAGUUAAUCAACAAGUCCACUCAAGUGGCCAGGAGAUACAGUCAAGCAACCAACAGAUCUCUGAGCUCAGACGUGAAUAUCAGAGCCUGGAAAUCGAGCUGCAGUCGCAAAUCAGCAUGGUAGACUCUUUGCAAUCCAACUUGGAAGACACAGAACAUCGCUACAACAUGCAGCUGCAGCAGAUCCAGGGGAUGAUCGGCCCCUUGGAGGAGGAGCUGGCCAGCAUCCGCUGUGAGACGGAGAGUCAGAACGAGGAGUACAAGAUGCUCCUGGGCAUCAAGACGCGCCUGGAGCAGGAGAUUGCUCAGUACCGGGCACUGCUGGAGGAAGGGCAGCAAGACCUUGUAGUCCCAGGAGGAGGCAUGGGAGGAGGCAUGGGUAGAAUAGGAGGUGGUGGCUAUUCUUCUGGAGGAGGAAGAGGAGGAGGAGGAGGUGGUGGCAUAGGUGGUGGAUAUGGAGGAGGAAGCGGAGGAGGAAGUGCGGGAGGAGGAAUGGGAGGUGGAAGUGGAGGAAUAGGAGGGGGAAGCGGCAGUGGCUGCGGUAGUAUUGUUGGAGGAGGAGGAGGAGGAAGGAUCUCAGGCGGCGUCAGCAGCUCCCACUCCUACUCUUCAUCUUCCCAUUCCCAGUCAGGCCGGACUGGUGGAGAAAGCCAAGGCUGUGGAAGAAAAGCUUAUGACUAA
This is a messenger RNA of Apaloderma vittatum (bar-tailed trogon), 1764 nucleotides long. RefSeq names its product keratin, type I cytoskeletal 13-like. Gene Ontology annotation, cellular component: keratin filament. Gene Ontology annotation, molecular function: structural molecule activity. The transcript is spliced from 10 exons. The coding region runs from base 1 to 1764 and encodes 587 amino acids. The record is from RefSeq and is a predicted model, not a curated record. NCBI's taxonomy places the organism in Eukaryota, Metazoa, Chordata, Aves, Trogoniformes, Trogonidae.